Messenger RNA from Helobdella robusta, 1887 nucleotides. RefSeq lists its product as hypothetical. The transcript is spliced from 6 exons. The record is from RefSeq and is a predicted model, not a curated record. NCBI's taxonomy places the organism in Eukaryota, Metazoa, Annelida, Clitellata, Rhynchobdellida, Glossiphoniidae. The coding region runs from base 1 to 1887 and encodes 628 amino acids.
AUGGCUCCAACGUUACAACAGUGCCCCGUCUGCUUUAACCACUAUAGAAGCACUCCAGACGGGAAGUUAUGUCGGCACGGAGGUAAAGUGAAAGGACAGGAAUGCUCGGGGUCCCGGAAAAAAGUUGAUCCAUCGGGCGCGAGGGCUGCUUCGCCUCUCGGUGCCGCACCCGACCCCAGGCCUGGGCUGCCCACACGGUCGUCCGCCGCAUCGGUCUCCGGUGAUCCUCUCGGCCUGGAUUACUCUGGUGUUUUUGAUAAGCUGACGGCCGUGCUGAAAUGUGUACCGGUGUACGACCAUAUCCCUAAGCCAUGCAGGGAGAAGUUCGCACAUGAUCUGAACGCCUUGCUGACGGCUGUUUGUAACGACCCUGGUGACCCGGCUCACUGGGUUAGACUCCACUGUUUUGUCCCAUACGUCUUACAGAAGACUUCCAGAGGAGGUCGCCGGGUCAACCAGGGCAAUCUGGUCAACAAGCGUCUAAGCGAAUAUUCAACUAUUGGUCUUGAAACCCUGGUACUGUGCUUUGAUGGGUUCAAUAAUGCCAAAUCACAAAUGCACAACCCCGAUCGAUGGAUCAACGCUGUGUCAUCUUGUAUUGAACAGGGAAACCUGUCCUCGGCGGUCAGACUUGUCUGCUCGCCGGAGGGCCUGGCGGAGAGCUCGCCGGCCACCUUCGAUAAAUUAUGUUCUAUCCACCCAAAAUUCCGUUUGCCCAAAUUGAUGUACUUCCUGCGUACAUCUAAACACAUUGACCCUUCUAAAUUGGGCGAAUUUGACGGAGCCCUGCGCACCGCCCUGUCGUCGAUUUGCAAUGUUCAAGAACCAUCCGGCAUUUCUGCGCAUGAUGGUAGGCGACCGGACGGAUGCACGCUAAUACCUUGGAGAGCCGGCAGAUGUUUGGCGUGGGAUGUUACGGUCCCUGGCACCCUCGCCGAACGAUACGUAAACCUGACAAGUAAAGAAUGCGGUUUGGCCGCGGCCAGGGCAGCGGACGAGAAAAUGAAAAAAUAUGGGAAUGCCCUCCCCUCGAUGGAAUUCUUGCCAAUAUGCAUCGAGGUUCUCGGCCCGAUGGACCCCAACACCCUUAAAUUUCUUAAGGAAAUAGGCAAAAGGAUCAGUGUCAGAUCAGGGGCGGUCGCAGGACUAAUCAAGCCAAUUACGUUAUUAAACGGUUGGCCGAAUUCAGUUCGACCGAGGUCAAGCUUCAACACUGACCACAACACCAAACCGCGUAGGCACAAUCCAAACAGUUGGAUUAGUGCAGUAAUCACUCGGAUUGAACAGGGCAGUCUCUCGGCGGCCGUCAGACUUGCUUGUUCGCCCGCAGGCUUGGCGGAGAGCUCGCCUGAGACACUCGCUAAACUCAAAGCUAUUCAUCCCAGUGCUCCAUUAAACAGGCGAGCUUUCCCCGCGCAGGAGCCGUCUAAUGGUCGCGUUUCACCAGCCCAGGUGUUGACGGCUUUAAAGUCGUUUAAUAAUGGUUCAUCGGGAGGCCUUGAUGGCUUGAGGCCUCAGCACAUAAAGGAUUUACUUUCCGGUCCGACGCCCACCGAUGAAUUGUUAAAUAACCUCACCCGGCUUGUAAAUUUGUUGUUAUCUGGGGUCUGCCCUCCCGCGGAACCGUCGGGCAUUGCGGCGCACGACGGUAAGCGCCCUGACGGGUGUACCUUGAUCCCUUGGAGAGCCGGCAGGUGCUUGGCGUGGGACGUUACCGUUCCGGGCAUCUUUGCUGAGCGCUACGUGCAGCUUACUAGCAAAAAAAAGCGGUCAGGCGAUAGUAGGGAAUAUUUUUUUGCUAUGAAUAAUAUCUCGUGCAUUCUGCAGCGGUUUUUGCGCGUCUGUGUGUUGGAAAAUGUGGAGUUGAAUGUCGACGGGGUUGAGUGA